Molecule: messenger RNA, 2218 nt
Organism: Rhipicephalus microplus (southern cattle tick)
Lineage: Eukaryota; Metazoa; Arthropoda; Arachnida; Ixodida; Ixodidae
Source: RefSeq, a predicted model, not a curated record
ACAGUUGUCGACGACGCCGCUCGUUGCCCUUCGCAGAGAGUGGGUGAACACAUUUCUCGCUCCACGCAAACGUUGUGAGAAGGAAGCCAGGCUGGAAUCGCGCCGAGCGAAGUAGUCGUGGCGACACACGGCCGCCUCCUUGACGCUGUCGGCAACCUGAGUGAGCGCACAUCGCAACAACGCCCUACCACGUGCUUCGAGAAAACAACCGGCUACGAGCAGCUGAGCGCAGCGACGAAUCACCGCAGCGGAGCGUCGCGUCCGUCUGCGCAGACGCCUCUCGGCAAAGAGAGCGCAGCGACGAUCAGACAGCAUCGUACGCGCACAAGGCGUAAGUGUGCGCCCGAGCUUGUUUUCGCGAGCUGACCCGAACCCAGAGUCCGCCAAGCACUUCGGCCACACCAGGGGUCUCGCUAGCGUCCACUUUCACUUCCCUCCCGGCGAGGUCCUCGCCGCUCUCUCAACGCGCGCGUGCUAUUUGUGGCCGGACCUGCGGGCGAGGGUAUGGCUCUCCCUCCUCCUCCUUGACGAAGCACGACUCGGAAACGUGCACAGGCCUUGGAUCUGGUUCGGCACGCGGUUUAAGCUUCUACACUUUCGGUUUUUCGCAAGGACGAGCAAAAACUGCUCGGGGAGGCGCUGUCUCAAUUGCAACACUAUACCUUGUGAGCUGCUUGCACGCAGCUUGCAGUUGGCCCAAGCCACCGGGAUGGGAGGCCGUACGCAUGGCAACCGCGGAAGCCCGCACUUUCUUCGCAUGUGGCGCUAGCAAGGCCAUCGACCCGGAGAAACCCUACCACGAACGGGACAUUGCCGGAACAAAGACAGCCCCGAAUCGUUCGCUAAGCCACACCAGGUUUCUCCAAGCAUCAGCGCCUCAGAAUCGGUACCUGCAGUCACGCCACUCGGAAACGCGGGAAUCACGCUGGAGGCCUGAGCAUUUUCUGAAUUCUAGUCUUUCCCAGCUCAGCGAAGGAAGAAACGCCACCAUCGAUGGACGUUUUACGCUGACAACUAGAAGGGCGCAAUGGUUUCCCCAAGUGCGCCAAGCUAGACGCCCACUCGGAAAAAGCAACGCACAUGGUAAACUAGCAUCCCGAAUUUCUCGCCCAGACCUCAGUGGUUGGUACCUCGCGGCACCAGGACGCUAGGCGAGUCUGCCGUCGAUGUGUGCCGCAGUAUGCACGUGUACUCGCACCACCCGUUCCUGGCGCUGGCCUUCGUGGCGGCGGCAGCCGUCCUGUUCAUUUACCCGUUCGUGUUGCGAUUCAACGUCUACAAGGAGACUCUGGUGGCGAUGGCCGUGUCGGACGUGAUACCGGUGCGCGAACGCAUCUCCACCCUCUGGUGCUCGGCGCAGGAGUUGGUGAUGAACCACAGCUUCGACGCGCACCUGUACCGCGACUCGGACGAACCGGUGACGACGCCCAUGGGCAGGACCCUGGAGCUGUCGCUCACCAUGUCGGUGCCCAAGCAGACGUACGAGUACUGGGGGUUCUACUUCCUCGCAGGCUCCAACUUCACCGUGUCCGUGUGCUCAAGGCUCUCCGGCGCCGCUUUCUCGCUCAUCCGGGGCCCAGCAGCGUUGGGAAAGUGCCUCACGGCACUCGAAACCAAGCGGCGCGGCUUGGACGAGUCGGACGAGAAAGCAGAUUCGGACGAGCCCGGCGAGGACGAGUCAUCUCCGGAGUCGGACGACCAGUCGUCCACCAUCUCGAGCAGCGAAGGGCUGAUGCUCAACGAGACGCUCGGCAUCAGCGUCUGCAACAACGCGCUCUUCCACGUGCCCCUACGCUGGACUUACAGCUGCGGCACGUCCCACGAUCGUCGGGACCACCGGCACAACAUCAGCUACGCCGUAGCGGCGUCGGACUUCUACUACGUCUUCUUCGCCAGCAACCCGCCACUUUACGUCACGCCGAACACAAUCGUCGCUGACUUCUACCUCGACAGGACGGUGUUCGACGUAUCCAGUGCGGAGACGUACUCGUGCGUGAACGCGACGAACUGCUCGCUGCCUCUGGGCUUUCUCUCCGACGAGUACGUCGUGGUGGACAUGCACGGUGAGCCCAGAGGAUCCACGCGCCUCAACUGGACCUCGGACGUGCUGACCUCGCGCUGCCUGCCGCGAAAGGGCGUCUACUUCAUCUUCUACUUCGUUUUCGGACUAUUCGUCAUGAUGGCCGCUUUCCAGGGCUGAUGGCGUCGGGCUACGAAA